Oncorhynchus keta (chum salmon) is the source of this 4499-nucleotide messenger RNA. Its product is annotated as WD and tetratricopeptide repeats protein 1-like. The transcript is spliced from 16 exons. Gene Ontology annotation, molecular function: protein binding. Gene Ontology annotation, cellular component: cytoplasm; Cul4-RING E3 ubiquitin ligase complex. The record is from RefSeq and is a predicted model, not a curated record. Gene Ontology annotation, biological process: negative regulation of fatty acid biosynthetic process. Lineage: Eukaryota; Metazoa; Chordata; Actinopteri; Salmoniformes; Salmonidae. Bases 598 to 2628 code for a protein of 676 amino acids.
GUAGAAUUAAUGAACAUAGAGAAAACAAACUUCAUUUAUUGUCUUGAGACCCAAGUAAAUUACAACAUAAGUCAUUUCUGUGCCUUUGUAGCAUUGCGGGCCUAAGAAACAACAUAAGAAACACAUACGCAUAUAAACAUUUCAGAAAGAACAAAACGAGUUAAGCAAUUAUCUCAAAUAAACGUUUGGCAUAAAGCAUAGUAGACUAUUUAGCAUUUGGGGGACAUGUCGAUCACAGUGUUGACUUAUCAGUCACUGCAGAACAGUAGUUAAGAUUUCACAGUCCGGGAGCUUGACGAGUUCGAGAAAACUUUGGUUUUGUUGACUUUGGCAUAGACAGGGAACGGAACUUCCCCCUUUUCAUCUACCUCCUCCAGGUGGUUGCUGCCGUCUGCUGUCUGUUGUUGAGAAGCCUUGUUGUCUGUAGUGGGCCAUGGAUUUACAAACCUCUGUGGCGACAACGUCAUACACUGCGGACCCAGUGUAGCUGCUGUGUCGUCGGACACUGCUCUUCUCCAGCUCAGCCCAUUCCAUAGAGACUGUGCAGAUGCCAUCUGACCUUUGACCCUCGGACCCUGCACCUCUGGUCCGUGCUCUAUGACUUGCUGUGAGGCCAUGUCUGCUGUGAACAUCACCAGAGAUAUCCUGCACAGGCAGAUCAGGGACAAGAGAGCAUUGGGCUUCCAAAGGCAGUAUCAUGUCACAGACCCCUUCAUCAGUAGACUUGGACUGGAGGCAGAGUUGCAGGGCCACACUGGGUGUGUGAACUGCCUGGAAUGGAACGAACAGGGAGAUCUGCUGGCAUCGGGCUCAGAUGACCAACAUUGCAUCAUCUGGGACCCCUUCAAACACAAGAAGCUCACCACUAUGCACACAGGGCAUGCAGCAAACAUCUUCUCUGUGAAGUUUCUCCCUCACUCAGGUGACCGUAUCCUCGUGACGGGUGCAGCGGACACCAAGGUUCAUGUGCACGACGUGUCGGUCAAGGAGACCAUCCACAUGUUCUCCGACCACACCAACCGUGUCAAGCGCAUUGCUACGGCCCCCAUGUGGCCUAACACCUUCUGGAGUGCUGCGGAGGAUGGCAUCAUCAGGCAAUAUGACCUGAGGGAGAGCAGUAAGCGUUCAGAAGUGCUCAUCGACCUGACGGAAUACUGUGGUCAGCUGGUGGAGGCCAAGUGUUUGGCUGUCAACCCGCAAAAUAAUAACUACCUAGCAGUGGGGGCCAACGGGCCCUUUGUACGCCUCUACGACAUGCGCAUGAUCCACAACCACAGGAAGUCUGCGAGUCAGAGCACAUCGGCGGGAGUGCACACAUUCUGCGACAGGCAGAAGCCCAUCCCAGACGGAGCGGGGCAGUAUUAUGUCGCAGGGCACCUGCCAGUGAAGCUCCCUGACUACAAUAACCGCCUGAGGGUCCUAGUGGCCACCUACGUCACCUUCAGCCCCGACGGCACCGAGCUGCUAGUUAACAUGGGAGGAGAACAGGUGUAUCUAUUUGACUUGACGUUCAAACAGAAGCCGUACACCUAUCUGCUUCCCAAAAAGUGCCAAUUAACAGAUGUUCAGAAUGGAAAGACAACCAACAGGGUGUCAAAUGGAAUUCACUUGCCAGCCAGCCGACUUCGAUUCGCAGAAAGCAAAGUUUUCUCUGGUUCUGGCGAGCUGCCUCUUCACUUGGAGCGGAUAAAGCAGCAGGCCAACGACGCGUUUGCGCGGCAGCAGUGGACGCAGGCCAUCCAGUUCUACAGUCUGGGCAUCCACGAGGCCAGCCACAACGCCAUGCUGUACGGGAACCGCGCCGCCGCCUACAUGAAGCGCAAGUGGGACGGUGACCACUAUGAUGCGCUGAGAGAUUGUCUGAAAGCCCUGUCCCUCAACCCUGGGCACCUGAAGGCCCACUUCCGGCUGGCACGCUGCCUCUUUGAGCUGAAGUAUGUGGCCGAGGCUCUGGAGUGCUUGGAUGACUUCAAGGGCAAGUUCCCCGAGCAAGCCCACAGCUGCGCCUGCGACGCCCUAGAUAAGGAUAUCAAGGCCGCCCUCUUCUCCAAGAUGGACUCUGCUGAGGACAAAAAGGGCAACAGCUCAAUCCGCUUCCACACGUUCAGCAGGAAGGAGUCCAUCCCGGAAGAUGAGGUCGUUUUGAGAGAGCGCAGCUACGACUACAAACACCGCUACUGUGGUCAUUGUAACACCACCACAGACAUCAAGGAGGCCAACUUCUUUGGCAGUAAAGGCCAGUACAUUGUGAGCGGCUCCGACGACGGCUCCUUUUUCAUCUGGGAGAAGGAGACUGCUAACCUGGUGCGGAUCCUCCAGGGGGACGAGUCCAUAGUCAACUGCCUGCAGCCUCACCCCAGUUACUGCUUCCUGGCUACCAGCGGCAUCGACCCUGUGGUGCGGCUCUGGAACCCCAGGCCGGAGGCGGAAAGUGAGAGUGGGAACGGGCGCGUGGUGGAGGACAUGGAGGGCGCCGCUGCAGCCAACCAGCGGCGUAUGAAUGCCGACCCCCUGGAGGUCAUGCUGCUCAACAUGGGUUACCGCAUCACGGGCCUCAGCGGCCGCGGGCCAGAGGGCUCGGACGAUGAGGACAGCUCAGACGGCCAGGUGCAGUGCCGGCCCAGCUAGACUAGCGGGCCCAACACCACAUACAGUAUGGAGGGAGCAGGACGCAAGGCACUCCUCCCCCACCCCCUCCCAAACCCUGAGGCUGUCUGUGUGUGUGUACGUGUGUGUCUGUGAGGAGGGGGAAAAAGCACCAUAGAUAUUCUGUUUGUCAAUGUUUCAUUCACCCCUCUAAAACGAAAGCAACAUUGAGUGAAUGUCAUGUCACAGCUCUGCACUAUGCACUGCCCUCCUCUUUCACAUCCCGAGGCAGGAUUGGAGGAAACCAGUUUGGCGAGGGGAUUCCACAGGGGUGACGACGACGACCUUUCACCUUUUUUUUUAAGAACACCAACGACAUCACCUCGGCCUCUCCCUCCGCUGCUCCAAGGCUAGGGGUAUUGGGCCUAUACGGUAAAGAAGAGGAGAGCACUCCAUCACUUCCCAAUCUCUCACUAUGAGCUAGGUGUCAACCACUUCUAAACCCUCUUCAAGGAGGAGCGCGUUGGAGGGAAACACUACAAGCAGAAGCCCCCGGCCUCUGGUAGUGUAGCCUACAGAUGGCUCAGAGGUUAGAGGUCACACUCAGCCCCUCUCCAGCUCUGAAAGUCUCUACAUAAAGUUUUUGAUUUACAAUCCUUUUUUUAAGUUGUUGGAAUAUUGGUCAACAGGAAGAGAGCACAAGAAGUCUUGACUUUAAGUGUUACCCAGUCUUGAAGUGUUUCUCCAACUCAAAUUAAAUGUGUUGAUGGGAUUGUGCUCCUUGUUUCUUUUAAACUCGGUCUGACAAAAAAAAUAAUGGCUCUGCAUUUGUUCUAAGUUUUGAGAGUAAAAAAUGGCCAAGGAUCCAUGUUGCAUUUUGCUUUGUCUGUUGUUGAGAAGUUCUUGUGGCUCUAUAUGCCUAUUUUAUUGACAGGUAUGCAAAAUGUUUCCCUUUUACUUUUAUUAUGUAGGUUAAGACAAAGCUGUCAGACUGAAGCAGUAGCUCCUCACAUUUUCUCCAACACAUAGACAUUUGCUCCUCUGUCAUUUGUUGAUAACAAUGUAGAGACGGAUAAUUCUAAAGGAUGGUUGUGGGGUUACGUUUAGGGGUUUGAUUUAAUUGAUAAGUCAGGUGUUGAUUGGUCAGAAAAUCUGUCGAACUUUGUUGUACUAAAGGUUGCAAAAUUCUGGUAAUUUCCACAAGUUUCCCAGUUUUUCGAGAUAUCCCGGUCGGUAGAUAACCGGGAUUCGGAUGGAAUAAGCACAAAAUCGGGAAUCUUUCAACCAGUAUUUCUAGAAAACCUGGGAAUUAUGGGAAAGUUAACCUGGGAAUUAUGGGAAAGUUAACCUAUGUUGGACUGAUGCUCUGAACAGAGAGAGGGAAAGUGAAGAAGAAAGAAUGGUAUUUCACUAUCCUAGGGCAAUACCACCAGUCCUAAUAUCAUUCAUGCAUGGCAUAGAGGCAAUUUCAUAGACGCUAUUCAUUUGGUGUCUUUUGGGGUUCGGGAUCCCUACACGAGCACUUUCAGCUUUCUCCAGAAAGUUUUGGGGGAAGAAUGGGAUAGGGAUUUUUCCCUUCCUGUAGCUUUGGAGCCAGCAUGAGUCCUCUGCUGCAGUUGGAAUUUUGCUUAUGAGGUCAUAUGAGAUUUUGUCUAAAGGUAACAUUGUAAAGGGCAAAUUUGGACAAUGAGCCUCUCGGUCCUCUGGCCGACCAGCAAACCUCCAGCUCACUGAUGACGUGGAUUCAAAGAGAACCUAAGGAUGGAAUCCUCGAACACUAGGCUUCCAUGUAUAAUUUCUUUGUUAAAAAAAAAUAAUUUAAGACAUUUUUUUAUCUGUUUGUUUUCUUUGGGAAAAAUCCAAUGACAAAGUUUGCUGCAAGAGAAAAAUAAAAGAGGUCUAAUAUUGUUGAA